Messenger RNA from Phytophthora nicotianae INRA-310, 1135 nucleotides. RefSeq lists its product as hypothetical. The coding region runs from base 265 to 864 and encodes 199 amino acids. The record is from RefSeq and is a predicted model, not a curated record. The transcript is spliced from 2 exons. Lineage: Eukaryota; Oomycota; Peronosporomycetes; Peronosporales; Peronosporaceae.
AGAUGUCGGCGACAUCGCCAACACCGGCAUCUCAAGAGUGUGUCCGAGUCUCUCCGUAUCCGGAGCGCCGAUAAUAAAAGCAACGGUAGGCGAGCGCGACACUCCGGCAACGCGCUGGAUCCCUUCGUUGCUGGUGGAACGUCGUUCCAGGAGAUAUUGCAAAAGCUCUGGGAUCAGUUCAGCCCCCACGUGAAAAGAAGAGCAGUGAAAACCGACGGAGCUUGGAGUAUUGAGCCUGCUACUACUGAAUGUUGGACAAAGUUCAUGCUCGUCAAAGUGAAAAAAAAAAACAUUGUUGACUGCUCGAAAUCGGAAGCAGACUGGAACAUCUGGCUUCAAUCCAUGCACGACAAAACCGUCACUCUUCUCAUUUACGACUAUGAAGUUGGGAUUGGCAGGAAGCAAGAUCAUCAAGUUUUCAUCAAAGACUGCAUCCGGCCGGCAGAAACAGAUCGGGCAGGAGCAGUUGCUGAAGUCUCUCUUCGUGAGAUUGUUGGUCGUCUACAGGACGUUUGGGGUGCUACUUACGAUGGUGAAGCCGUCGUUUGGCGCAUGUGGCCCAAUGAGGCGACUCGGAAUCUUGAUCGCUCCACAUGGGAUGAUGCUGUUCUAGCGCAACCACCUCCACGCAUUUUACGUCUCUUGAGAGCAAGUAAUUCCCGCCUGCAGAAACAUCUGAACCACCUCAAUCAUUCGACUAGCAUAGCUCUCGACUGCGUGAAUGCGUCCAUUGCUGAGAUUGAAAGACUUCGCCAAGACUGGGAGGCACAAGGUCGUCGAUUGGAGGGGCGAAAGCCUAACCUAUUCUCACCUGACCUCUCCUGGAUCUUCGUAGAUGUCCGGAACAGAACGGGUUUCGGAUGACAAGCCAUCAACCAUCCAACCACAAUGCUCAAAUACUCGAGCCAUGUUAAACCGCUCAAACCGCUGGAAAGUCUCAACAAUGAAGGGCGGCAAGUCCUUUCCACUGGACUCCACGUAAAAACGUUGGAACGCUUUUUUCACAUAGCCAAAAAGGAAUUCAAUAGGAUUGAAGAAUGGGCAAUACACAGGAAGGAAGAUCGGAGCAAUGCCAAUGCUUUUCAGGUAGUGCACAAUGUCAGGGUGUCGGUGGAUGGACGCCCCAUCAAGUAUU